AUGGAAACUGACAGCGAAACUUCCAAGUCAAGCCAGCAGAGUUGCCAAACUGCGGAAGUCAAGGAGCGGGUCUCCACUAUCGAAGCAAUGAUCAACUUGGUGACAGUGAUCAUUGGCGCGGGGAUCCUGGCAUUGCCUCAAUUGCCCAGAAGGUGUGGAUGGGUUCUUUCGGCCCUGAUGCUGCUGAUCUCCUGCUCAGCAGUUCAGGAGGCUGCGCUUUGCCUCUGCCGAGCACUUAUACAGACCAACUCCCAAGAGUCAAAGGUGACUACCUUCGAGGCCUUGGGACACCGUGCGCUGGGAUGGCAGGGACAGUUGGCCGUGGCCGUGGUGGCGAACACCUUCCUGCUGGGGGUUUGCUCAGCUUAUGCGGCCUUGAUUGGGAUGCAACUCUACAACUUGACAGGUGUUUUCAAUCAACGUGCUUGGGUCCUCAUUGCAUAUCCGAUCUUCGUUCUUCUUGGCUUGCUGCCCAAUUUGUCGGCCUUGUCGAAGCUGGUGCCGCUGGGGAUGCUGGCCGCGUGCUUGACAGGGCUUAUGGUGAUCUGGAGCUCCCUGCAGGACGUGGAGACCUGGCAGAGCUGGAAAACAGGAGACCUAGACAUGGAGAUCCACGACACGUGGCCAUCGCAGCCCGCAGCCUUGGGCUCCGCCUUGGCAACCUGCUGUGCAGCCUUCUCCUUUGUUCCGGUGGUUCCAGCCAUCAUCCGGGACAUGAGAACACCACAGCACUUCCCACGAGCACUCAAUGGAGCUUUGGCCAUUUGCGGAUUACUUUAUUUGGGCGUGAUGCUUUGUGGAUAUUAUGGAUAUGGCAACUUCAUUCGAGAUGAUAUCGUGGAGUCUCUGGGCCAAUCCCCGGCCACUUUUGAGGAAGCAAUGCAUCAGCCAAUCAGUGAAUGGACAGGUGCCCGAAGGCCAUGGCUUCGGGUCUUCAUCUCGAUUCUGAUUCUGAUCAACAUCUUCCUCAGCAUGCCGCUCCUAGCCAUGGCAGUUUUCUAUUCCAUCGAAAGCUCCUUUGCACACGCAGUGCCGGGCUCCUGGGCCAAUUGGGCCAUGAGGAUCGGCCUUCUCACAGGCGUGGUAGCAGUGGCAUUGGCUGUGCCACGGUUCACAGUGGUGUUCAGUUUCUUUAGCUCAUUGACUGCACCAUGCGUGUCCUUGAUAUUUCCGCUACUCUUCGCAGACUAUAUCUUGGAGAAGGUCAGCAAGUGCCGCCGUGGCUAUCACGCAGUCCUUUUCAUCAUUGCAGUGCUGAGCAACUUCCGCUGCGCAUACAUGCGAGCGGAAGUGGGGCGAUGCCGAAGCACAGGGACUCUCCAGAUGUCGAUUGAAUAUAGGGGUUUGGUUUGGUGA
Durusdinium trenchii is the source of this 1356-nucleotide messenger RNA. NCBI's taxonomy places the organism in Eukaryota, Dinophyceae, Suessiales, Symbiodiniaceae. The record is from the annotation of a GenBank genome assembly.